AUGUCGUUCCCAAAGAUUGAGGGUUAUGUAGUGACAGAAAAACUAGGAUCUGGAAGUUACUCAACUGUAUAUAAAGCCUUUACAAAGGUGGGGGCAAGGUCGACGGUUGCUAUAAAAUGUGUGGACAAGUCUCGCGUGAAACACUCAGGUGCCGCUGUAGACAACCUCAUCACAGAAAUACGUCUACUGAAGACCCUCACACAUCCCCAUAUUGUGCACAUGAAACAGUUCACAUGGGAUGACAGAAAUAUAUACAUAAUAAUGGAGUAUUGCUGCGGUGGAGAUCUCUCGAAGUAUAUUCACAGAUACGGAAGAGUUCCUGAAAAACAGGUGUUAUAUUUCCUGCAACAGUUGGCGUCAGCCCUGAAGUUCCUCAGAGAAAGAGGUGUGGUCCACAUGGAUUUGAAGCCUCACAAUCUGCUCCUACACAAAGGUUCCGAUGGGAAAUACAUCCUUAAAGUCGCGGACUUUGGUUUCGCGCAGCACAUGUCAGAAGAAGCCGUCAGAUCAUUGCGCGGCUCCCCUUUAUACAUGGCGCCGGAGAUGCUGCGGGGACGAUAUGACGCUAGAGUCGACCUUUGGAGCGUUGGUGUGAUUAUGUACGAAUGUCUAUUCGGCCGUGCACCAUAUUCUUCGGCAACGUUCAAAGAACUCGUGGACAAGAUCCAGAGGCAGGCUCCGAUCGAGCUGCCACCAAAAUCAUCAAUAUCAGCCGGCUGCCAGGAUCUGCUGACGAGGCUGCUGCAGCACGACCCCGACAAGAGGAUCAGCUACGAGGAGUUCUUCGCGCACGAGUACCUUGACCUGGAACAUAUGCCUUCGAAGGAGAAUUAUGAAAAGGCGGUGAACCUAAUAAAACAGGCCAUAGAGCUGGAAUCAAGUGGUCAGCUGGGAGAAGCCCUGAGGGCCUACAGUGAAGGUCUCCGGUACCUGGUGCCAGCUGUCGGCUGCGAGACUGACGCCCUCAGGAGAAGUGCUCUCACUGCUAAACUAACCAGUUACAUGGAGAGGGCUGAAGAAAUAAAGAGGUUCCUCAAAGGCGAGACCGUCAGUUCUGCGACUCCUCGGGUGGAAGUGAACGGGGGACACGGUCAAAGCCAGUCGACCCAGUGCAAUCCGUGUUGCAAGCCCCCACAAAGCAACUCCGGCUCACUGGAGAUGUCGCAGCUGAAUGAUCAAGUCAGUGAUGCUGCACUGGAACCAGACGAAGAUAACUCAACGAAUUGCGCGAUUGAGUUGAACCCGAGUGCGAACGAUCGCGUAAAGCGACGCGGAGCUCUCGCUCGCUUUCUGCGGCGAAAAGUGCCGCCUUUGAACAAGACCGACGCGAGUCUGACAGCCGAGGUGGCCGACAAAACUGAGAAAAAUGGAUCAGAAGACGCGGGCAACGAUAUGUGUAAGAUUACUUGA
Parnassius mnemosyne (clouded apollo) is the source of this 1410-nucleotide messenger RNA. The record is from the annotation of a GenBank genome assembly. NCBI's taxonomy places the organism in Eukaryota, Metazoa, Arthropoda, Insecta, Lepidoptera, Papilionidae.